CGCGUUCAGUUCACGCUUUGCCUUCGCUGAAUUCGGUCGUGUGUGCUGUCGUGUCUCGAGCGAAGAGUGGGAAUCUAUAGAAAAUAGACGGAAAUCGAUUUGCGUGACCAAAGAAUCAAUAUCGAGCGCUCCAUAAGCAACCGAACUAGUUAACUAUACUCUCACCAUGUCCGCGACCGACGCGCUCUACAAUCGUCCUGGCCCCAAUCGCCUGAGGCAGUCGGAUGUGUAUCGCACCACCAACCGCCAAGAUGCCGUCAAGAUUCGGCUGGCCAAGGAGGGCAUCGGGGCGGAGGAGCCCAUCUCAGUGCCCGGCCUGCUGAAGCGCACGGUCAACAAUUACGGCGACUAUCCCGCCCUGCGGACCAAGAACGGCAAGAACGGCUACCACACCGUCACCUACAAACAAUACGAGGAGAAGGUGCACCAGGUGGCCAAGGCCUUCAUCAAGCUCGGUCUGGAGGAGCACCACUCGGUGGGUGUGCUGGCCUUCAACUGCGCCGAGUGGUUCUACUCGGCCAUGGGGGCCAUCCACGCGCGCGGCAUCAUCGCCGGCAUCUACACCACCAACUCCGCCGAUGCAGUGCAGCACGUCCUGGAGAGCUCGCACGCCCAGAUCGUGGUCGUGGACGACUCCAAGCAGAUGGAUAAGAUCCACGCCAUCCGCGACAAGCUGCCCAAGCUGAAGGCCGCCAUCCAGAUCCAGGAGCCAUAUGCGCCCUACCUCAAGAAGGAGGACGGCUACUACAGGUGGUCGGAGAUCGAGUCGAUGAACGUUAGCGACGUGGAGGACCAAUACAAGACCCGACUGGAGAACGUGGCGAUCAACGAGUGCUGCUGCCUGGUCUACACCUCCGGCACGGUGGGCAUGCCCAAGGGCGUGAUGCUCUCCCACGACAACAUCACCUUCGACGUGCGCGGCAUCGUCAAGGCCAUGGACCGGGUGGUGGUGGGGGCGGAGUCGAUCGUCUCCUACCUGCCGCUGUCGCACGUGGCCGCCCAGACGGUGGACAUCUACACCUGCGCCUUUGUGGCCGGCUGCAUCUGGUUCGCCGACAAGGAUGCGCUGAAGGGAACGCUGGUGAAGUCGCUGCAGGAUGCGCGGCCCACGCGAUUCAUGGGCGUGCCGCGCGUCUACGAGAAGUUCCAGGAGCGCAUGGUGGCCGUGGCCAGCUCCAGCGGCAGCCUGAAGAAGAUGCUCGCCAGCUGGGCCAAGGGCAUCACGCUGAAGCACUACAUGGUGAGUCAAGGCAAGAGCUCCGGGGGAUUCCGGUACAAGAUUGCCAAGUCGCUCAUCAUGUCCAAGGUGAAGCAGGCCCUCGGGUUCGAUCGAGUCAUGACCCUGGCCAGUGCCGCAGCUCCCAUGUCGCCGGAGACGAAGAAGUACUUCCUCAGCCUGGACCUCAAGAUUGUGGACGCCUUCGGUAUGUCGGAGACGGCCGGCUGCCACAGCAUCUGCCUUCCCGACUCGGUGGGCCUGAACACCAUCGGCAAGACAUUGCCCGGCUGCGAGUCCAAGUUCAUCAACAAGGACGCCAAUGGCCACGGCGAGCUGUGCAUCCGCGGACGCCACGUCUUCAUGGGCUACAUCGACAACAAGGAGAAGACCGAGGAGUCGCUGGACGACGAAUGCUGGCUGCACUCCGGUGACCUGGGAUACGUGGACGACAAGGGAUACAUCUCGCUGACGGGACGAUCCAAGGAGAUCAUCAUCACCGCCGGUGGCGAGAACAUCCCGCCCGUGCACAUCGAGAACACGAUCAAGAAGGAGCUGGAUGUCAUUUCCAAUGCCUUCCUGGUGGGCGAGCAGCGCAAAUACCUCACUGUGCUGAUCACCAUUAAGACCGAAAUGGACAAGGAGUCCGGCGAGCCUCUGGACGAGCUGAGCCACGAGUCCUCCGUGUGGGUGAAGUCGCUGGGCGUGGAGCACAAGACUGUGUCGGAGAUCCUGGCCGCAGGUCCCUGCCCCAAGGUGUGGAAGUCCAUCGAGGACGCCAUCAAGCGGGCCAACAAACAGUCCAUUUCCAACGCCCAGAAGGUGCAGAAGUUCACCAUUCUGCCGCACGACUUCUCCAUUCCCACCGGCGAACUGGGACCCACCCUGAAGGUCAAGCGCAACGUUGUCUCCAAGAUGUAUGCCGACGAGAUCGAGAAACUCUAUGCCUAGACUUCCUAACCGGAGAUCGAACCCGAGCUUUAAUGUGAAUUUGAAUUUACCAGACUUCCAAGCCAAUUGAGUGCCACUUUCUAUAGGAUUUAGGCUGAUGCUAACUGUUGGAUAUUACACUUAGGACAACUAGGCCCGAAUGCCUAGCUGGACGUCUGCUUGCCUCCGAUUAGGUCCAGAGAUCUUUUAAUUAGUACCUAAGUUUUAUUUUGUAUAUGCUAUUUGGUUGUACCAACUGAACAAAGGAAAUUUUUUAUUGUCUGAAGAGCAACAAUAAAUUUGUAACUAGAUUUGUAACUGGGA
This is a messenger RNA of Drosophila biarmipes, 2470 nucleotides long. It is a transcript of the gene bgm, whose product is annotated as very long-chain-fatty-acid--CoA ligase bubblegum. The coding region runs from base 167 to 2167 and encodes 666 amino acids. The transcript has 6 exons. NCBI's taxonomy places the organism in Eukaryota, Metazoa, Arthropoda, Insecta, Diptera, Drosophilidae. The record is from RefSeq and is a predicted model, not a curated record. Gene Ontology annotation, cellular component: membrane; endoplasmic reticulum. Gene Ontology annotation, molecular function: long-chain fatty acid-CoA ligase activity.